AUGGCGUUCCCAGGAUCCGCUGCAACGGCCAACACCAGAGCAGUCCUCCUUCCUGCUGCUGCCACGUGGCAGCACGUCAGCGUGACGUCAGCAUCCAGCUACACUCGAAUCUCCCCCGCAUCUUUCAUUAACGCUCUCAGUUCCCAACGAGACAGGAGGGGAAGAUGUUCGAGGGGAGGACUAGAGAGUCACAGAAGGCCACUGACCCUGAGAAGAGAUGGUGCUUUCCCAGGCGUGUUGGUAGGCGCGAGAGGGGAGAAUGGGGGAUGCGGUAGGGAAAGGAGGGGGGUUUGCGUGCGAGCGGAUGGGACUGCAACGGGAACGAAUGGCGUGACGACAAGUGGCAGCAGCGGAUGGGUGGAGCGGCGGGAGGAAGAGAUUGCUGCGGUGAGUCCAGGGACUUCAGGUGACAUUUCAGGUGAUCCUUCAGGUGACGUUCAGCUCGUGGAUGACGUGAAGGCCAUUCUGGCUCACGACCAUGCGUCCCUCCCCGUGGGUCUGGUGGACGAAUUGAAGGCCAUUCUGGCGCGCGACCAUGCGUACCUCCCCGUGGGCGAGUAUGAGCGAGACGACGAGGCCAUGCUGAGGUGGUUCUUGAAUCCAUUCCUUCUCUCAUCCUCUCUCUUCCCCCAAUCAACAUCAGCUCGUGGACGAGGUAAAGAGCACCUUGGCUCACGACCAUGCGUCCCUCCCCGUGGGCGACUCGUGGAGGAAGUAAAGGCUAUUCUGGCGCGCGACUAUGCGUCACUCCCCGUGGGCGAGUAUGGGAGGGACGAUGACGCCAUGUUGAGGUGGUUUCUCAAGGAUCGCAAGUACAAGGUGGAGCCCACGGUGGAGAAGCUUGCCAAAGCAAUUAAAUGGCGCCACGAGUUUGGAGUGGCGGGGCUGACAGCUGCUGACGUGGCAGAGGAGGGGGCCACGGGGAAGGCGUUUCUCCACGAGCAUGCUGACGUGGACGGGCGGCCGGUGAUCGUUGUCGUGGCAGCAAAACACUUUCCCGAUUCAUCCCGGCUCGUGUACAGCCAGCAGCUGUGUGCCUACCUCAUUGAAAGGGCCAUUGAGCGACUGCCGGAGGGGGAGGAGCAGUUCCGCGGGAUAUUCGACCUGCGGGGGUUCUCCGCUAAAAACACUGACUUGGCUUUCGUGAAGUUCAUGAUCGACGUGUUCUUCAACUAUUAUCCCAAGAGAUUGAACCAGGUGCUCUUUGUGGACGCGCCCUUCAUCUUCCAGCCAGGGUGGAAGGUCAUGAAGCCACUGCUGAAGUCGUAUGCCAACCUGGUUGUCUUCUGCAAGGCUGAGGAGGUUAGAGACAAGUAUUUUCUGCCAGGCCAAGCACCUGAUUCGUAUAAUUGA
Molecule: messenger RNA, 1353 nt
Organism: Closterium sp. Naga37s-1
Lineage: Eukaryota; Viridiplantae; Streptophyta; Zygnematophyceae; Desmidiales; Closteriaceae
Source: the annotation of a GenBank genome assembly